AUGGCUUCCAGAAUCUUGCAGAUCACCGUCGCCGCUUUUGCCUUCACCACGGCGGUCAGCGCAAUCCCUCAGUCAUACCCCAACAAGUGCGGCGACCAGGUUUGCCCAAGCGACAAGCCCAACUGCUGCGCCGUCAACGUGAAUGGCGUCGAGGAGCUCGGCUGCUUUGCCGUCUGCCCCAACCCGCCGCCGCCGUCGCAGCAGCUUCAGCAGAGGCAAAGCCAGGGCGUCGAGUGCGGCGACUCCAUCUUUUGCAAGCCCAACCAGCUCUGCUGCGCCGUCAUCUACAAUGGCGUCGAAGAGCGAGGAUGCUACGACGGCCCUCAAUGCCCUCCUCUCAACCCGGCCACCACCAUGACCACGACAACCGCCGCCUCUCCCGCCGCCACCACCGGCCCCAAGUGCGGCGAUUCCUUCUUCUGCCCUGUUGGCAAGGUGUGCUGCCCCAACAAGCUCUAUACGUGCGCCGACACUGUCGACCAGUGCCCCCAGUAA
Molecule: messenger RNA, 495 nt
Organism: Metarhizium brunneum ARSEF 3297
Lineage: Eukaryota; Fungi; Ascomycota; Sordariomycetes; Hypocreales; Clavicipitaceae
Source: RefSeq, a predicted model, not a curated record